Messenger RNA from Salvia hispanica, 1516 nucleotides. RefSeq names its product malonyl-coenzyme:anthocyanin 5-O-glucoside-6'''-O-malonyltransferase-like. The record is from RefSeq and is a predicted model, not a curated record. Lineage: Eukaryota; Viridiplantae; Streptophyta; Magnoliopsida; Lamiales; Lamiaceae.
AUGAACCUAGAGUUGGGUUCAAUAUCAAUUCUUCAUCCAUCAUCUAUUGUCAGCGAUAACAACUAGCUAAAAACGCAAUGACCACCGUGCUCGAAACCUACAGAAUCCAACCUCCGGCAGGCGUCGCCGCCGAGCUCUUCCUCCCGCUCUCCUUCUUCGACAUGACUUGGCUCCAUUUCAGUCCGAUCCGCCGCCUCAUCUUCUACAACCACCCAUGUUCCGAAGCUGAAUUCUCCAACACCAUUGUUCCAAACCUCAAACACUCUCUCUCUUUAACUCUCAAGCACUAUAUCCCCGUCGUCGCAAAUCUCCUCUACCCUCUCAACACCGAAGCCUCGAAGCCUGUUUUCCGUUACAUCUCCGGUAACUCCAUCCCGCUCACGAUCGCCGUCUCCAGCCUCGACUUCGAUGAGCUCGUCGCGAAUCACGCUAGAGAAUCCGAUCAGUUCUACGACCUACUUCCGCCGCCGGCGCCGGCGCCGUCGACGCUGCUGGCCGAUGAAGAAAAUUACCAAAUUGCCCCUCUGAUCUCUUUCCAGGCGACUCUGUUUCCCGGCCGGGGAAUCUGCAUCGGUUUGAACAACCACCACAGCCUCGGCGACGCAAGAUCGAUCGUCGGAUUCUUGAAGGCGUGGGCUAUGGUCAACAAAUCCGGCGACGAUGAGGCGCUCGUGUCGAAAUGCGGCGAAACUCUGCCGAUUUUUGAGAGAUCCUCUGUUUUCGGAGAUACUAGUAGACUCGAUGGAAUCUUCUGGAAUGUAAUGAAGAAGAUUCCGUUGAGAACAGCGCCAUCGAAUUCGUUUUCAACGAACAGAGUGAGAGCUUCGUUCAUCCUCCGCCAAUCUGACAUAAUAAAUCUCAAGAAUAUGGUUUUGUCGGCGAGGCCGAACCUUGUUCGGGUCUCCACUUUUGUCGUCACGGCGGCGUAUGUCUGGACGGCCUUGGUGAAGUCUGGCGAAGGCAGCGGAGAUGAAGGUGAGGUGUUUGUUUUUCCGGCCGACGGAAGGGGGCGGAGGAACGCGCUGUUUGAUCCGCCGGUGCCGGUGAAUUACUUCGGGAAUUGCUUGGGUGGUGGGGUUGUGAAGGUGGAGCAUCGUAAGCUGGCAGCGGAGGAUGGGUUUGUUGUGGCGGCGGAGGCUAUUGGUGAUGAGAUGAGGACGAAAAUCUACAAUGGAGAUGAGUUUCUUAAAAGUCCGGAAAAAAGGCUGUCUGAGAUGCCGAAAUUUAAGGGCAUGAGAGUUUUGGUGGCGGCGGGCUCGCCGAAGUUUGAUUUGGCGGAGGCGGAUUUCGGAUGGGGGGAGGCUAGGAAGGUGGAGGUCAUGUCGUUGGAUGGCGGGAAAUAUUCGAUGUCGUUAUGUAACUCUGGCGGCGAUGGUUUGGUAGUCGGUAUGUCGCUGCCAAAGGAGAUGAUGGAGGCUUUUGCUUCAAUGUUUGAACAUGGCCUAAAAUCAUGAGUUUAUAACAAUUUGUUUGGAUGUUUGUUAUGUGAUUAAAUUGAUGUUUAUGUUUUCUAUUA